UCCAAACAGUGGAGGACAAUGAAAGAUAACAGAUACUUUAGUAUGCGUUCAUGUACUGGCUGGAACAUGUUCAUGCUCUGGCAGUGACUUUAGCUUUUCCUUAGAAAGCAUGGGGAUAUUAAGUUAUUUAAAAGUAUUCUUUAGAUCUAAAGUCUAAAGGCAUCUACCCAGAUUAAUUUUUUAAUAUUUUCUGUAUAGUUUCCUGAUGGUAUUAGAAGCAGGAAGUAGUAUGGAGAUAAGGAGCAUAUUUAUUGAAUGCCUACUAUGUGCCAAGCACUUUGCUUAACAUUAUGAUUAAUUUUUGACUUCUCAAAACCUUGUGAUUUAGUUAGUACCUAUCCAUUUUAUAGAUGUAGAGAGCAAGAAUCAUUGAUACUAAUUAACUUGCCCAGCUUUAUGCAGUUAGUGAAAAGAAGUUAAAACCCAGGUAUGUUGGAUCCCAAGGCCCAAGUUCUUGACCACUGUCUUCUAAUCAACAAAAGCUAUAUACUUAAGAAAACAAGGGUGAAGAAUGAGGAUACUAAUACAUUGGUAUCACUGUACUUGACAUUGUGGUUUAUGUUUCAAAUACUGGUUCUGUAGUCUUAAAGGAGUAUAUUUAUUUGCAAAUGAAAGUAGCAAGCUCACGAUGGCUUCCUCCAUGGUUUAAGAGGAUAAUGAGAGAGAUCAAUAGUUGUUGUCUUGUAGCCAAGCGGUACAGGGGAGAACUGGAAAGGUAGGUUCCCAUUUGCUCUGUCCUGGAGGAGAUAGUCAAUGAGAGUAUAGCCAAGUAAAAUUAUUACAAAUGUUCAUAAGUACUUUGAAGGAAACAAGUAGGGGUUGAGGUAGAGACCAGCAGGAUAAGGAAUGUUGCAUACAUAAGACGUGGGAAAUAGGAAUGGCUCAUGUGAGGAAGUGACAUAGGACCUGAGCCAUGAAGGCUGAGGAGCCAGGUCUUAGAGCUGAGUGCUGCUGUCAGUUAUCAGAGGAGCCCUGAAUAGGCCAUACUCCUCCAGGGAUGGGGCAUAGAGUCCUAGGCUUCUUCAUUCCUGGCAGAGAGUAGGCACCAUGCCGGGCACAUGGCUGGCCCUGAUGUAUAUUUGCUGAAUGAAUUUUGCAAAUCCCUGCAAAGAGCAUUUCCUUAUGUACCUGCUUAUACGGUCAUCUGUGUUGAUGUAGUGCAGCCAGGUACUUGUCUACUUAAACUUUUCAUUACAGAAAUUUUUAAACACAAAACAGAGUCUAGAAUAAUGAAUCUCCAUGCAUCCAUAUCUACAUUCAACAAUUAUUAAUAUUUUUUCAAUCUUAUUUUAUCUAACCUCUACUUCAUUUUUUUCUCCCUAUGGUAUUUUCCAGCAAGUCCCAGGCAUCAUAUCUUUACAAUUGUAAAUACUUUAAUAUGCGUUUCACACUGAUGAGGGCAUUUUUAUUUACAUAGCCUCAGGUCACUAUCACACUUAGAAUUAAUAAGGACUAAUCUUCUGAUCUUUUAAAAAUUUAAUAAAGCUAAAUACAAUUUAUUAACAAAUUAUGAUGGAAUUAGCAUCUAUAAAUGUGCCUGGAUGCAGUUGCUAUUUCCUUUUAAAUUCUUCUCAUGUUUGUGACUUGACUGUCCAAUGACUGUAAUUUCUUACUCUCUCUCCAAAGCUAGCAACCAAACAUCAACUUUUCGUUAAAAACAAGCAAAAAAAAAAGUGGCCCAAGAGGAGCGUCUACACUGCAACUGACUUAGAAAGCUGCUUGACAGAACCUCCUCUCUUUAUUGGUCCCUGUGGUGGCAGAUGGUAUUAAAUCUGUACAUGUGUCAGAAACAUUAUUUUUCAAAAGUUUGCUCUGAUAUUUUUCCUCCAGACAUCAUCGGAUGUUGGUUCUGUCUUCAUAAAUUGCAAGUGGAAUUGAGCAUCGGUAGACUUUGGACAAUCUUCUGUCACUCAGAACUGGCUGCUAUGUACUCAACACUGGGAAUCUAGAAAAAUACAGAUCUUUGAAAUCAUUACUGCUGACAAAGAAAAAGGAAGUCCCAGUGACACCUCUUAACAUCAUGACAACCUGACUCACCGACCACUUUCACUUUUUCAAAAAACCGUGCAGUGUUAGUUUGGCUUUAACAUCUCUGUACCCCUCAUUCAUUAUUUAAUCUUAUUUUGCUUUGUUCAGACAAGCUAUCUGGGCUAUUGUGAAGCUUCACACAGCCAAUUACCUCAAGGUGUUUAGUUCAUUUAUUAUUUAAAGCAUAAAUCUUGUACAGGUUGUCCAUUGACGACCCUCUGAGUAGAUGGAGUAAAUGCCUUUCAUCCUGGCGGCCUCAGUCAGUGCUCACAGACCUGCUUGCUGAGCUUGGCAGGCCAGGCGAGAGCUGGAGCAUGUAAGAUAGCAGAGUUUACAAGCAUUGAGAAAGGAGAAAUCCCGAGAUGCUGCUCGCUCCCGCCGGGGAAAAGAAAACUUUGAGUUCUAUGAAUUGGCCAAGUUGUUGCCUCUUCCUGCAGCCAUUACCAGCCAGCUCGACAAGGCAUCCAUCAUUCGACUUACAAUUAGCUAUCUGAAAAUGAGGGACUUUGCUAACCAGGGGGACCCUCCGUGGAACUUGCGAAUGGAAGGCCCUCCACCUAACACAUCAGUAAAAGUUAUAGGUGCACAGCGAAGGAGAAGCCCCAGUGCACUAGCCAUUGAAGUAUUUGAAGCACAUUUGGGAAGCCACAUUUUGCAGUCCCUGGAUGGCUUUGUAUUUGCACUAAAUCAGGAAGGAAAAUUUUUGUACAUUUCCGAAACAGUCUCCAUCUACCUAGGCCUCUCACAAGUGGAGCUGACAGGCAGCAGUGUCUUUGACUAUGUCCACCCCGGAGAUCACGUGGAGAUGGCUGAGCAGCUGGGCAUGAAGCUCCCCCCUGGGCGGGGUCUCCUGUCACAGGGCACUGCUGAGGACGGAGCCAGCUCAGCAUCUUCCUCCUCUCAGUCGGAGACCCCCGAGCCAGUGGAGUCAACCAGCCCCAGUCUGCUAACCACUGACAACACUCUUGAGCGUUCCUUUUUCAUCCGAAUGAAAUCUACUCUGACCAAACGCGGUGUGCACAUCAAAUCAUCAGGAUAUAAGGUGAUUCACAUAACAGGCCGGCUACGCCUGAGAGUGUCGCUGUCCCACGGGAGGACCGUCCCCAGCCAAAUCAUGGGUCUCGUGGUUGUUGCGCAUGCCUUGCCUCCCCCUACGAUCAAUGAAGUCAGAAUUGACUGCCAUAUGUUCGUCACUCGAGUAAAUAUGGACCUCAAUAUCAUUUACUGUGAAAAUAGGAUUAGUGAUUAUAUGGAUCUGACCCCUGUAGAUAUCGUAGGGAAGAGAUGCUACCACUUCAUCCAUGCUGAAGACGUGGAGGGCAUCAGGCACAGUCACUUGGACUUGCUGAAUAAGGGUCAGUGUGUGACAAAGUACUAUCGCUGGAUGCAGAAGAACGGAGGAUAUAUUUGGAUACAGUCCAGUGCCACCAUAGCUAUUAAUGCCAAGAAUGCAAAUGAAAAGAAUAUCAUCUGGGUGAAUUACCUUCUUAGCAAUCCUGAGUACAAGGACACACCCAUGGACAUCGCACAGCUCCCCCAUCUGCCGGAGAAAACUUCCGAAUCCUCGGAGACAUCCGACUCUGAGUCAGACUCUAAAGACACCUCAGGUAUUACAGAGGACAACGAGAACUCCAAGUCCGACGAGAAGGGGAACCAGUCCGAGAACAGCGAAGACCCGGAGCCCGACCGGAAGAAGUCGGGCAACGCGUGUGACAACGACAUGAACUGCAACGACGACGGCCACAGCUCCAGUAACCCGGACAGCCGCGACAGCGACGACAGCUUCGAGCACUCGGACUUUGAGAACCCCAAGGCGGGCGAGGACGGCUUCGGUGCUCUGGGCGCGAUGCAGAUCAAGGUGGAGCGCUACGUGGAGAGCGAGUCGGACCUGCGGCUGCAGAACUGCGAGUCACUCACGUCCGACAGCGCCAAGGACUCGGACAGCGCAGGCGAGGCGGGCGCGCAGGCCUCCAGCAAGCACCAGAAGCGCAAGAAAAGGCGGAAACGGCAAAAGGGCGGCAGCGCCAGCCGCCGGCGCCUGUCCAGCGCGUCGAGCCCAGGCGGCCUGGACGCGGGCCUGGUGGAGCCCCCGCGGCUGCUGUCCUCCCCCAACAGUGCCUCGGUGCUCAAGAUCAAGACGGAGAUCUCAGAACCCAUCAAUUUCGACAAUGACAGCAGCAUCUGGAACUACCCGCCCAACCGGGAGAUCUCCAGGAACGAGUCCCCCUACAGCAUGACCAAGCCCCCCAGCUCUGAGCACUUCCCGUCCCCGCAGGGCGGCGGCGGUGGGGGUGGCGGUGGCGGGGGGCUGCACGUGGCCAUUCCCGACUCGGUCCUCACCCCGCCCGGCGCCGACGGCGCGGCCGCCCGCAAGACUCAGUUCGGCGCCUCGGCCACCGCGGCCCUGGCCCCCGUCGCCUCCGACCCGCUGUCACCCCCGCUCUCGGCGUCCCCGCGGGACAAGCACCCCGGGAACGGCGGCGGGGGCGGGGGCGGGGGCGGCGGCGCGGGGGGCGGCGGCCCCAGCGCGUCCAACUCCUUGCUGUACACUGGGGACCUGGAGGCGCUGCAGAGGUUGCAGGCGGGCAACGUCGUGCUCCCGCUGGUGCACAGGGUGACCGGGACCCUGGCCGCCACCAGCACGGCCGCGCAGAGGGUCUACACCACGGGCACCAUCCGCUACGCGCCCGCCGAGGUGACCCUGGCCAUGCAGAGCAACCUGCUGCCCAACGCGCACGCUGUUAACUUCGUGGACGUUAACAGCCCCGGCUUUGGCCUCGACCCCAAGACGCCCAUGGAGAUGCUCUACCACCACGUGCACCGGCUCAACAUGUCAGGACCGUUCGGCGGCGCAGUGAGCGCAGCUAGCCUGACGCAGAUGCCCGCCGGCAACGUGUUCACCACGGCCGAGGGACUCUUCUCCACGCUGCCCUUCCCCGUCUACAGCAACGGCAUCCACGCGGCACAGACUCUGGAGCGCAAGGAGGACUGAGGCGCCGCCCGUCCUGGGCCCGGCCAGGCCCCGCUUGGAGGAGGCAUCGUCGGCAUUUUCGUUUAGACCUUUAAUUCUAGCACUUUGAAUUCGAGCAGGUCAGCGUCUUCUCUCGCCACGACGGUCCCCAUUCCACCCCCUCUUUCUUUCACCUGACUUAUUCUUUCGUGUAAAGAUAUGUUUAUUUUUUGCCUUCAGAGGGUCAGACGACCAGUUGCCUGCCGUUUUGUCUUCUUCUAAGGUGUGUGUUGGGUUGUUUUGCUUUCCUUUGCAUCUUUAUUAAGAUGUCUUUCAUGUGUAUAUGCCUCUGCCAUAGAAUACUCAGUCUUGUGGUCAAGAGAGUUCUCAAGUGACAACCAUUGGGGUUUCUUCAUAAAGAUCUUGAUAUGAUCAAGAUGGAAAGAGACAAGCAUAAACAAUGUGCCCUGUUUGACUAAGUCAAAUGAAAUAGGGUGGUUUUUGUUUCUGUUCCUAAUUCCUUUAAAAAAUAGGGGGAAUAGUAUUUUAGAAUUUUAUGCAGAAUUUAAUUCUCUUUUUACGGUUAAGAUUUUAAGAUUUUCUUACUUGCACAUAAAAAUAAUUUGGGUUCUUAAACUUAAUUUCUGGCCUGUGACUAGAAUGUUUAAAAAAAAAAAAGUCGGACUAAAUGUUAAUUACUGAAACAUUAACUUAAUUUCUAAAACCAUGGUGCUAUCAUUUAUUAAUCUGUAAUGUCUUCAUACAAAAUGCAGCUCCUGGGCUGGGUUUUGGGGGAAAAAAAAAAAAUGUGUUCUGUCCUGGUCUGGAGUCCGUUGCUGCAGUCUCCUUGGUUAGUUAAGACAAAGCCCUCAUUAACGUUUGCUGCAGGACUUAAAAUUUUUUACCUCCCAACUAACAAACAUAGCCUCACAUUAAAUUUAAUGGGUCAGUAAAGCCCCUUUUAAAGGGGCUGCUGGAAAACUCAAUCAAACUGAUUUGAGGAGCAGUUUAGGUACAUACUGCCUUUUGUUUAGCUUUUUGUUUUCCUUACUCAGUCUAACUGAGGCUAAUUUUGCAACUUCAAUAACACUUCGGAGUAAAAGAAGGAAAAUAUUUAACAUGUUUUUGGUUUUUUUCAUUUCUUGCUUAAAACAAAAAGGAAGGUUGUAUUUGGGGGGACUGGUUUGAUUUGAUGGAAUUUCUUUCCCUUUGGUUCUUAUUUCUGGGUUGAAACCAAUAAGUUUUAAAACUAAAGAAUGGGUUAAUAAGCUUCAGACAGAUAACUGCAACUGAAAACUGCACAUUAAGUAAAAAAAAAAAAAAAGAAAAAAAAAAGAAAAAGAAAAAGAAAAAAAAUCCUAUUUUGUCUUUGUUGCCAGAAAUCAGUGUGGUGUCAAACACUCCAAAUGACUGUCAAGUAUAAAUUCUUCUUCCACUUCAUUUUUGGCAGCUGUUUGUUAAGGCAUCUAAUAACAGAUGUGAGAACUGUAAUGUGUACAAUGUGUAUGUGUCCUUGGCUGUCAGUCCCAUUGCAGUUUCAAUGUGUGUUUCUAUAUGCAGUAUAUACUAAGCUAAUGUAGUUGUUUUGUCCUUUGUCUUAUCUGUGCUCUAUCUCUAGUCCGGAGUGGUACAGUCCCAUUCCUGCAGUCCUAGUGAAUCAGUGAUUCUUGGGGGUUAGUGGGUUUUGUGUGGUGGCCUUCCUCUGUAAUGUCACCCUAUGCUGCUUCUACUGUCUGUGAAUCUUCCGUUUUACCUUUUAAAAUUCCUGCUGUUGCUUUGCUGGUGUAUAUUCUCCCUACCUCUCCUCUCUUUCCCUCCCUUUCCCAUCUCCCCCUCUCCCUCCUCUUCAUUCCUUCCCCAUCCCCAAAAUCUCUUUCAUUCUCAGAGAUAAAAAGACUCUUAACUAGCUCAAGGUUAAUGGAGCCAUUUUUCCCACAACGGAAUUCUGGGUAUGACUCUGUCUUCUGGAGUGCAACACAAAGCACUGAAGAAUAAUGCUCAGAUAUAUUAAAUAAAUUGAUGCCAUAUAGCCUCAGUUGUUAACAUUCCCAGAGUCCCUUGUGCUCUACCUAUAAGCAGUGGGUGCUUUUCUUUGGUUUCCUUUCAGGUUGGCUGAUGGAGCAAUAUAUAAAGCAAUUACCAGUGAGACAGAAAAUUCUUUCAAAGGUCAACCAACAUUUUUAAGAAACAAAAUGGGAGGGGAUAAUGGAAUCUAGAAUUGUCAUAUAUAUUUGUUUACUUGUGCAAUGCUAAUAUAGUAACUCGGCUGUCCUUUGAAUAUCACUGUGUUGAGUAGAUUCCUCUAGGACCUUUGAUUUCAUGAGUUGGGCCCAAACCGUGGUGGAAUAAUAACAAAAAGAAGUUAAAUGCCACAAAUUUUAAUAGUGAGCUUACUUGAAGGAUUUAAGUAGGUUUAGGAGGUGAAGAAGGCCGAUGGAGAAAUUUACAGAUUAAUUUUGGAAGCUCUACUCUAGCUAUCGAACAAUCAAAGGAAUGCACCUAUCAGCUACAAAGAACAGCUAGACAGCUGUUUUUUUUCUUUUAUAAAUGUUUCUGUGUUGUGUCAAAAUGAUUUCUGGUGAUUUAAACUAACAGAUAAUCACAGCUGCUGUCUAAAUUCAUAGUGUUGAAAAUUACAAAAUGAAAAAAAAAAAAAAAACACUUCAUUACCUGUGAAGACUGUGUCUGUGUUUUUAACUAUUUCUUGUACAAAUAUAUGAAAACUUUUAUGAGGAGACUGGUGCCAAGUAGCUGAAUAAUGGGGAAAGGGAUAUUCUGUUCGUAAAAAUCUUAGCAGUGUUACCAACUCUACGAUAUAUAUAUAAAAAAAUAAUUAAAACGUUACAAAGCGACAGCUAUGGUACAUUUGUUUUGUGUGAAGCUAACCGGACCUAACUUCCUGAGUGCCUGGCUUAUUUUGAAACAUUUUUUUUCAUUGACCAUUGAUAAUGCUGCAAAUCAGAAAUGUACAUACUUCAUUUACAACAGGGUUCUUUUUAUACUUUUGUAGAUUCUCAUACAUGUCACAUACAUGGUUGUCUUUAUGUAACUUAAUUUUUUCAUCCGCAGGUGCCAUUUUCAUAAUAAACUUCUCUUGGAUUUGUUA
This is a messenger RNA of Homo sapiens (human), 8084 nucleotides long. RefSeq names its product neuronal PAS domain protein 3 (gene NPAS3). The coding region runs from base 2525 to 5020 and encodes 831 amino acids. Gene Ontology annotation, biological process: regulation of DNA-templated transcription. The record is from RefSeq and is a predicted model, not a curated record. NCBI's taxonomy places the organism in Eukaryota, Metazoa, Chordata, Mammalia, Primates, Hominidae. Gene Ontology annotation, molecular function: protein dimerization activity. The transcript has 11 exons. Gene Ontology annotation, cellular component: nucleus.